ACCUCUGCAAUAGGCUAAAAAAAAUAUUGUGACUUAAAGAAUGUCAGUUGCAGAUCAAGAGGGAAUAGAAUGCUUGAUUCCAUGCAAUGAUCAGUGUGGAGGAAAUUAUGAAAAGUACCGCUUCGGCCAAACCGAUAAAGAGGUAGAAGUCUUUGUUCCUUUAGAUGAAAACACUGCUUCAAAGCAACUUAAAGUGAUCAUCAAUCCUCAUGAUUUGCAUAUUGCUGUAAAGGGUGUAACAAUUUUAUCUGGAAAGCUUUUCAAGCCGAUUAAAGCUACCGAAAGCACAUGGCUUAUCAGAGACAGUGAGCUAGUAGUGGUAUUAGUAAAAACCAAUUUACAUUACGAAGAGUGGUGGCCUCUGGUAGUCGAGGGGGAAGUUCAGAUCGAUAUGAAAACACUUAAACCUCCAGAAAUCCAUCUUGCAGAAUUAGAUGACGGAGCACGAGCCACAGUAGCCCGCAUGAUGUUUGAUCAACAACAGAAGCGUACUGGAAAGGCCACAAGUGAAGAACUUAUGUAUACGCAAUAAUGCAAGGCGUUACUAAUUUUACCAUUAUUAUUAUUAUUAUUAUUGUUAUGCAACU
This is a messenger RNA of Phytomonas sp. EM1, 587 nucleotides long. The record is from the annotation of a GenBank genome assembly. Lineage: Eukaryota; Euglenozoa; Kinetoplastea; Trypanosomatida; Trypanosomatidae.